UUGCCACAGUCUCAAACUAGAUUUGCUAUUAACUGUUAGUACUUGAAGGCAAUAAUUAACAUUUUUCCUGGUAACUCUCAAAUCUCGGGUUGGACCCGGAGUAAGUCCUGUAUUCUCUGAAGCUACCUGUAAUUAAAAAACACAUUUUUCUCACAAACUAUUUAGUUUGUAGUUCAUAUCUUCUGCUCUCUAAUCCACAUUCAUAAUAUAAUCAUGGUGGUUGGUUAUUUUCCAGCAAAAAGUGAAACAGGAUUAAUGAUGAAGAACAAGAAUAAACAAUUAUUAUCAAGAAUAAUCCAUGUUAGUGUUGUUCUUAUAUGGAUGAAUUUGAAUGUAUCAGCUUCUUCGGAAUCUACAAUUUUGGAGUAUUUACCUGCAUUUCCUGGAGAUCUACCUUUUAAGCUUGAAACAGGAUAUAUUGGAGUUUGGGAAGAGGAAGUGCAACUCUUUUACUACUUCAUAGAGUCGGAGCAAAAUCCAAAAGCAGAUCCACUUAUGCUUUAUGUUUCUGGAGGACCUGGUUGCUCUUCAUUCACUGAUCUUGUUUUUGCUCAUGUUGGUCCCCUGUACUUCAACUAUACGGGAAUUAUUUUUAACUACACAACAUUAAGUUGGGAUGUUGAUCUACCAAGACUUCAAUUAAAUCCUUUUUCAUGGACCAAGGUUGCAAGCAUAAUAUUUAUAGAUUUACCUGCUGGCGCCGGAUUCUCCUAUGCAACUAGUGAAUCUUACUAUCCCGGUGAUACCAAAUCAUCAAAACAAGCACUUCAAUUUUUACAAACGUGGUUUGUGGAGCAUCCUGAAUUUGCAGAGAAUCCUCUUUAUAUAGCUGGUGCUUCUUAUGCUGGAAGAGUUGUUCCAACAAUAGCACUGGAGAUUGUUAAAGGAAAUGAGGAACCAGGUUCUGGGAAAAAGAUGAAUAUUCAGGGGUACAUUCUCGGAAAUCCGUUGACUGAUAAAUACCUUGAUAAUCAAAUACAAGUUGAUGUUGCUCACCGUCUAUCUUUAUUACCCGAUGAGCUUUAUAUGUCGACCAAAGAAAGUUGCAAAGGAGAUUAUCCGAAGGAUGUGGCUGAUAGCCGUAUUACUACACAAUGUAGGAAGAAUCUUGAAGAUGUAUCCAAUUUAAUUGAUCCAGUGGAACCCGAAGAUGUCAUGAAGCCUAAAUGCUUCUUCACAAUGCCAAAUGAGAUAUGUCGGGAACAUUCAAUUUCUUGUCAAUGGGCUAAUAACAUUCAAGUCCAAGAAGCUCUUCAUGUUCGUAAGGGAACAAUAAGGCAGUGGAGUCGUUGCCACCACGAAUUGUGGGAUGUGUAUGAUUUUGAUAUUAAUAGUAGUAUACAAUAUCAUAAUAACCUUUCAACUCAACCUCUUCGAGCAUUGAUCUUCAGUGGUGACCAAGAUUUGAAGCUUCCAUAUGUCUCCAGCUUGAAAUGGAUUAAGAAGCUUGAUGUCAUUCCAACCCAUGAUUAUUGGAGACCAUGGUUUGUACAAGAUCAAGUUGCAGGAUAUGUAACAGAGUAUUCAAACAACCGGUACAACUUGACAUUUACAACAAUCAAGGGAGCAGGACAUGUUCCGGGAGAAUAUAAAGCUGAAGAAUGUUUUGCAAUGUUUACGAGGUGGAUAUCUUAUAAUCAUCUCUAACCUAAAUCAUAAUUGACAUCAGCUUCAUCAACUUUGUACUCUCAAUUCAUGAAACUUACUCGCUCUUAUGAGUUUCAUAAUGUAAUAUUAUCUAAAUUAUAUAUUCUAAAAACUGUUCGUUUCAAAAUGAAUGACUUUGAUUUUAUCCAAAUUAUUUAUCCUAGUAUUAGAUACUUUGAAUGUUAUAUAAAUGUUAGAGUUAGACUUUUUUGUUGACAUACUU
Amaranthus tricolor (Joseph's coat) is the source of this 1870-nucleotide messenger RNA. Its product is annotated as serine carboxypeptidase-like 13. Gene Ontology annotation, molecular function: serine-type carboxypeptidase activity; acyltransferase activity, transferring groups other than amino-acyl groups. Gene Ontology annotation, biological process: proteolysis; secondary metabolic process. The transcript is spliced from 15 exons. Lineage: Eukaryota; Viridiplantae; Streptophyta; Magnoliopsida; Caryophyllales; Amaranthaceae. Bases 214 to 1647 code for a protein of 477 amino acids. The record is from RefSeq and is a predicted model, not a curated record.